Molecule: messenger RNA, 2748 nt
Organism: Lachancea meyersii CBS 8951
Lineage: Eukaryota; Fungi; Ascomycota; Saccharomycetes; Saccharomycetales; Saccharomycetaceae
Source: the annotation of a GenBank genome assembly
AUGUUCAACGCAAGAAGACCUAGCCUGAGUAAAACUCUCUCGAGCGACCUCAUCAGUGAGGAUCCAAACGCUCCACACGUUCCACGGUUAACAAGAAGGCUGACAGGGUUUUUGCCACAGGAAAUCAAGGCGAUCGAGACCAAAAUUCCGGUACAAUCUCGAGAAUUGUGGAAUAAGCACAAGGUUCGGAAGUUUGGCACCGCAGAGGAGUUCGAGGAAAAGUUCAUCUCGCAUGUGGAAUGGACGUUGGCCCGCUCUCUUUACAACUGCGAUGACCUUGCUGCUUACCAGGCAACGUCGCAGUCGGUACGCGACAAUUUGGUCAUUGAUUGGAACAAAACGCAGCAACGACAAACCGCGAGAGACGGCAAAAAAGUGUACUACUUGUCGCUGGAGUUUUUGAUGGGAAGAGCGCUCGACAACGCCCUCAUCAACAUGCGCACGGAUACGUCGUCGCAGGACGUGGGGCCAACAGACGAGACUUUGACCAAGGGCAACACGGCUCGCGAAAUGAUCCGGAACGCCAUGAAGGAUCUGGGCUUCAAGCUCGAAGACGUCUUGGAGCAGGAGCCCGACGCAGCCCUCGGAAACGGCGGAUUGGGCCGUUUAGCAGCCUGUUUCGUCGAUUCUUUGGCAACUGGCAAUUAUCCAGCCUGGGGUUACGGUCUGCGCUACCAGUACGGUAUAUUUGCGCAGAAAAUCAUCGACGGGUACCAGGUUGAGACUCCAGACUACUGGCUCAACUUCAGUAACCCGUGGGAGAUCGAGCGCUCUGAGAUUCAAGUGCCCAUCAACUUUUACGGCUACGUCCAUCGUCCCGAAAGCGAGAAGACCACCACGUCGCCUUCUGACUGGAUCGGAGGGGAGAGAGUACUCGCAAUGGCUCACGACAUGCCUAUCCCAGGUUUCAAGACCCCCACUGUCAAUAAUUUGAGACUUUGGAGCGCCAAGCCCACAACAGAGUUUGACUUUUCCAAGUUCAACAAUGGUGACUACAAGAACUCGGUCGAGCAACAACAACGUGCCGAGUCUAUCACUGCUGUCUUGUACCCCAACGACAAUUUUGACCAAGGAAAAGAGCUGCGUUUGAAACAACAGUACUUUUGGUGCGCUGCGUCCCUGCACGACAUCGUAAGAAGAUUCAAGAAGAAUAAAAGACCGUGGUCGGAGUUUCCAGACGCAAUUGCCAUUCAAUUGAACGACACCCAUCCCACACUGGCCAUCGUUGAGCUACAAAGGGUUUUGGUGGACUUGGAGAAGCUCGACUGGCACAAGGCUUGGGAUAUUGUGACCAAGACCUUUGCGUAUACAAACCACACUGUCAUGCAAGAGGCCUUGGAGAAAUGGCCUGUUGGUCUCUUGGGCCACCUGUUGCCAAGACACUUGGAAAUCAUCUACGAUAUCAAUUGGUUCUUCCUGCAAUCUGUGGAAAAGAAGUUUCCUCACGAUAUGGAUCUCUUGUCGCGUGUUUCUGUGAUUGAAGAGGGUUCACAAGAAAGAUACGUUCGCAUGGCUUUCCUGGCUAUUAUUGGUUCCCACAAAGUCAACGGUGUUGCUGAACUACACUCUGACUUGAUCAAAAGUACUAUCUUCCAAGACUUCGUCAAGGUAUAUGGUGCCAAUAAAUUCACGAACGUCACGAACGGUAUUACUCCCAGAAGAUGGUUGAAACAAGCCAAUCCGAAACUGGCAGAGUUGAUCAGCGAAACCAUCAAUGAUCCAAACGACGAUUAUUUGCUUGAUAUGUCCAAGCUGACCGAGCUCGCAAAGUACGCUGAAGACGAAGCUUUUCAGAAGAAGUGGAAUGACGUCAAGCAAUUCAAUAAGUCGAGACUGGCAGACUUGAUCAAACGCUUGAACAACGGUGUCGACAUCAUUGACAGGGACCAUAUCAGAAACACUCUUUUCGACAUCCAAGUGAAGCGCAUUCACGAGUACAAACGGCAGCAACUGAACAUAUUUGGAGUGAUUAACCGUUAUCUGUGUAUGAAGGAGAUGUUACAAUCUGGCUCUUCAAUUGAUGAAGUUGCAGAAAGGUACCCUCGCAAGGUGUCGAUUUUCGGAGGUAAAAGUGCUCCCGGUUACUACAUGGCCAAGUUGAUUAUCAAACUGGUGAACUCAGUCGCCGAGGUGGUAAACAACGACGCCGAGAUCUGCGACUUGCUCAAGGUGUUUUUCAUUCCUGAUUACAACGUUUCCAAGGCCGAGAUUAUCACGCCUGCAAGUGAUUUGAGUGAACACAUCUCCACUGCCGGCACUGAGGCUUCCGGUACAUCCAAUAUGAAAUUUGUCAUGAACGGAGGUCUUAUUAUUGGUACAGUCGAUGGUGCGAAUGUAGAAAUUACUCGCGAGAUUGGCGAGGACAACAUCUUCUUGUUCGGAAAUCUGAGCGAAAACGUCGAAGAGCUACGUUACAAUCACCAAUUCCAGAACACAAGUCUUCCCGAAGCGCUGGUCAAGGUGUUGAAUGCCGUGGAAAGUGGUGCUUUUUCACCUCAAAAUGCUUCGGAAUUCAGACCUUUGAUAGACAGCAUCAAACAUCAAGGCGAUUACUACCUGGUGAGCGAUGAUUUCGACUCUUACGUUGCUACACAGGAUUUAGUGGACCAAGUCUACCACAAGGACAAGAAAGAAUGGCUCAAGAAAAGCAUUUUGAGCGUGGCCAACGUCGGCUUUUUCAGCAGUGACAGAUGCAUUGAGGAAUACGCAGAGACGAUUUGGAAUGCUGAACCAGUCAAGCCAGAGUAG